GCUCGCUGCUGCUGCUGCAGCGUAGCAGCUGACGUCGACGCCGUCGCUUCUGUGAAAUAAGCUGCUGACUCAAACAAAAUAUUCAAAUGGAGACAAAGAAUCCCCCGCCCACCGUGACGAGCAGCUAUCACCAUCAGCGUGCGCCGCGCACUCCCGAAAGCUAUUUCAAUGUGCCCGAGUCGGUGGCUCUGCUGAACAUCGUCAAGUCGGAGAGAAUCCAGAGCGCGUUCCAGUCGAAUCGCAAGAAUCAUGCGAGCGUAUGGGAAAUGGUCGCCGAGGUGCUGAACCGCUUCAGCGCACGCAAGCGAACGGCCAAGCAGUGCUGCAAUCGGUACGAGAACCUGAAGAAGAUCUACACACAGCUGAAGAAGAAUCCGGAGCGGCACGUCCGGCGCAACUGGCCGUAUAUGUUCCUGUUCAAGGAGAUCGAGGAGCAGCGCGGCGAGUGCUGGGGCUCCAAUGGGAAGCGCCUGGCGCUGAUCAGCAAGAAUCACAAUGAGCUCUCCUACUAUCAGCGGCGCCGGCAGGCCGCCGAGCUGGGCGUCCUGCUCACCAAGGACACGCUGACGCCCCAUCAGCACAAUUUGCUGCAGAGCCUCAGCCACGCCCACUCCACCGACUCGUCGCAGAGUGGGGCGAGUAAAAUGGAGCGCGGCUUUAUGCCAAAUCACUUCGUGGAGACGCAGCUGAGCGAGGGUCCCUGCCCGAAUGCUCCGCUGCCGGUGGGCGUGGGCCAAGUGGGCGUGCCCGGCGUGUACGAUGACAAUCCCUUGGCGAACGCCGUCGCAGCAGCUGCAGCAGCUGUCGCCCAACUGCAGCAGCAACAACAACAACAGCAGCAACAGCAACAACAACAGCAGCAACAACAACAGCAGCAACAGCAACAACAACAACAACAGCAGCAUCUCAAUCACAGUCACAAUCACAGUCACAGUCACAGUCACAGUCUCAAUCACAGUGCCGCAUUUAAGGAUCACGGACAUGGCCUGCACGACGAGCCGCCGGAAGCUUCGGAUUAUGAUAAGGACUGCAAUGGAGCGCUUAACUUGCAUCACAACAACAGCAGCGGCAACGACAAUAACAUAUCCAUGAAAUCCGAACCGCUCUCCGAAGGUGAAUUCAAUCCGGAUGACAUACAGCUAAUGCAAACCAACUACAAUGGCGCUCAGAACUUCUACUCGCCGAGCAUGGAUCAGAAUAUUCUGCAUCCGGAUGUGAUUGUGGAUACGGAUAAUCUAUCCGAUUGCAGCUCAUCGGCAUCGCUGAAGAGCGGCAAACGGAAGAUGUCCACAUCCACGGAUGGGGAUAGCACCAACUACGAACUGAUCGAGUAUCUGAAGCGGCGCGAGAAACGAGACGAGGAGCUGCUCAAGCGCAUGGAUGCACGCGAGGAGCGUUUCAUGAAUCUGCUCGAGCGCACAGUCAUUGCCAUCGAGCAGUUAGCAGCGGGCAAGGCUCAAACACUAGUGGCCAGCAAAGCCACCGAAACGGAAACAGCAAUGAAUACGGAUUUGGGGGCAGUUACUCCGGCUCUAGAUUCACCCGGAAAGUGCGUGGACGCAGACGGUGUAAUAGAUGCAGAUGUUGCGGCAGAGGAGUCAGAAGUGGAAUUAACGGGAGGGGAAGUAGAGGCAGAAACAGUGGGAGCAAGUACAGUGGAAACGAAAGUCGACGACAUAGAAAAGGGAGUAGAAAUAGGAGCAGAUGGAGAGAUCGCUUCGAAUCAAACGUAAACCAAACAAA
Molecule: messenger RNA, 1743 nt
Organism: Drosophila navojoa
Lineage: Eukaryota; Metazoa; Arthropoda; Insecta; Diptera; Drosophilidae
Gene: meso18E
Product: Myb/SANT-like DNA-binding domain-containg protein meso18E
Biological process (GO): regulation of gene expression
Cellular component (GO): nucleus
Molecular function (GO): sequence-specific DNA binding
Source: RefSeq, a predicted model, not a curated record